This is a messenger RNA of Saccostrea cuccullata (small rock oyster), 1103 nucleotides long. Its product is annotated as protein crumbs homolog 1-like. The transcript is spliced from 5 exons. The record is from RefSeq and is a predicted model, not a curated record. The coding region runs from base 75 to 1103 and encodes 342 amino acids. Lineage: Eukaryota; Metazoa; Mollusca; Bivalvia; Ostreida; Ostreidae.
AGAUUGUCAUUUAAAGUCAUGCGAUUUUUUUCACAAAAGGAAUAAACAGUUUUUUUUCUACUUCCUCUCCCGUUAUGGCUAGUAACAAGUAUUGGGCAUGUUUUCUACUCCUGUUUGGAAAAUGCGCCUCUUAUGAAAACUUAUGCAGAAAAACAGAUAUAAUUGCAUCACAAAGCUCAGACAGAGUAGGUCUACCUGCAACAAAAGCUGUUGAUGGGAAUUACAAUCAGAGAUCAUAUUUACAGUGCUCACAUACAGCGCCAGGCAGAACAAAAGCGUGGUUUCAGGUUGACCUGAGGAGACCCUAUAGAGUAAACUCUGUGACAAUAUAUUACAGGAAUGAAGAUAAUUGGAAACCUUACCGAUUUCGUCAAUUUUACUUGGAUGUAUCAAACACAUCAGCAGCUGUCUCCACCACAUCAACACCACAGAGGAUGCGAUGCUACAAGGACAACACUACAUACCCAACCACGCACCCUGCUGUGAUUGACAUUACUUGUAAACAAACAGCACAAUACGUCAUCAUAGAAACCACAUAUAAUGCUCCCGAAAAUCCUCCACUAGAGCAUGGGCCCAUGCUAGAAAUCUGUGAAAUAGAUAUUUUUGGAUGCAGCACUGACUGUUUUGGGGAUACCUGUUACUCAAAUGGUGUAUGUGACAGGUGUGGAGGAGGACACUGGGGACAAACCUGUAAAUACAACUGUCCUUCGAAUUGUUAUAUGGGAUCUUGCGACAAAUACAGCGGAUCCUGUAAUCGUGGAUGUAGGCCUGGAUUUUGGGGAGUUAACUGUACGGAGAGAUGUAGCGUUCCCUGUUUGAAUGAGAUUUGUGAUUAUGACAAUGGAACCUGUGUCGAAGGAUGCAAAACCUACUUUACAGGAUCGAUGUGCCAAAGUUGUAUACCGACCCGUUACGGAGAGAAGUGUGAGGAGCCCUGUAGCAUCAACUGUAUUAACGAAACUUGUCAGGCAAACAAUGGAACAUGUACCUUUGGUUGUGAUGGAAAUCACGUCGGUGCCAAAUGUCUCCAAUGUAACCGUCAUUUAAUGUUUCAUGUUAUAUAUUUUUCUCAUUUUUUUCAUAACCUCAAACAACUAGAUUAA